AUGCAACUUUCCUGGAAAGACAUUCCAAGUGUCCCUAGUUCUAAUGAUAUGUUGGAUAUCAUUCUUAAUAGAACUCAAAGAAAGACCCCAACUGUUAUUAGACCCGGGUUUAAAAUCACUCGUAUUAGGGCAUUUUACAUGAGAAAAGUUAAAUUUACUGCUGAUGGAUUUGCUGAAAAAUUGAAUGAUCUUAUAACCGGAUUCCCAAAUAUUAAUGACGUUCAUCCAUUUCAUAGAGAUUUAAUGGAUACUUUAUAUGAAAAAAAUCAUUAUAAAGUUUCAUUAGCUGCAGUUUCCAGAGCCAAAACAUUAAUUGAACAAGUUUCUAGAGAUUAUGUUAGAUUAUUAAAGUUUGGUCAAUCAUUAUAUCAAUGUAAACAAUUGAAAAGAGCUGCUUUAGGUAGAAUGGCUACUAUUACCAAGAAAUUAAAGGAUCCAUUUACAUAUUUAGAACAAGUUAGACAACAUUUAGGUCGUUUACCAAGUAUUGAUCCAAAUACCAGAACUUUGUUAAUUUGUGGUUAUCCUAAUGUUGGUAAGUCUUCAUUUUUAAAAUGUAUUACUAAAGCAGAUGUUGAAGUUCAACCAUAUGCUUUCACCACUAAAUCUUUAUACGUUGGUCAUUUUGAUUAUAAAUAUUUAAGAUUUCAAGCAAUUGAUACUCCAGGUAUUUUAGAUAGACCAACUGAAGAAAUGAAUAAUAUUGAAAUGCAAUCUAUUUAUGCUAUUGCUCAUUUAAGAUCAUGUGUUUUAUAUUUCAUGGAUUUAUCAGAACAGUGUGGAUUUUCAAUUGAAGCUCAAGUUAAAUUAUUCCAUUCAAUUAAACCCUUAUUUGCCAAUAAAAGUGUUAUGGUUGUUAUGAAUAAAACUGAUAUUGUUAAAGCUGAAGAUUUAUCAGAAGAACAACAAGAAUUAUUGAAGACUUUAACUACUGUUCCAGGAGUUGAAAUCAUGCAUGCUUCUUGUCAUGAAGAAGAAAAUGUUAUGCAAGUUCGUAAUCAAGCUUGUGAAAAAUUAUUAACUGCUAGAAUUGAACAAAAAUUAAAGGGAACUGCUCGUGUUAAUAAUGUUUUGAAUAAAAUUCAUGUUGCUAGACCUCAAGCAAGAGAUGACUUAGAUAGAAGUGCUUUUAUUCCUGAAUCAGUUAAACAAACCAAAAAAUAUGAUCCAGAAGAUCCAAACCGUAGAAUUUUGGCCAGAGAUAUUGAAGCAGAAAAUGGUGGUGCUGGUGUUUAUAAUAUUAAUUUGAAAGACAAAUAUUUAUUAGAAGAUGAAGAUUGGAAAAAUGAUAUUAUGCCAGAAGUUUUGGAUGGUAAGAAUGUUUAUGAUUUCUUAGAUCCAGAUAUUGCUGCCAAAUUACAAGCUUUGGAAGAAGAAGAAGAAAAAUUAGAUGCUGAAGGUUUUUAUGAUUCUGAUAGUGAUAUUGAAGAUGAUGAAACUCUUGAUAUUAAAGAUAAAGCUCAAUGGAUCAGAAAUAAACAAAAAAUGAUGAUUAAUGAAGGUAGACUUAGAAAACAUCUUAAAAACAGAGCAGUUAUGCCUAGAGAUCAAGUUAAAAAAGAUUUCAAUGAAAUGGAAAAACAUAUGUAUAAUAUUGGUCAUGAUACAACUAAAUUGAAAAAUCGUCUUGGCAAAAAUAUAACAAUCGAUAAUUCAAAAGAAUUAUCUGGUGUUGAUAUCUUGAAAAGAAAUCAAGGUAUCAAAGCUUCCAAAAUUUCUAAAAAAUCUGCUCCUCUUAAUCAAUCCGAUCGUCUUAAUGAUGGUUUGAACGACGGUAAAUUAAGAUCUAAAGCCGAUAGAUUAUUAAAAGUCCAAAGAAGAGAAAGAAAUAGACAAGCCAGACAAGGUGAAGCUGAUCGUCAUUCUACUGCUGCAUUACCAAAACAUCUUUUCUCUGGUAAGCGUGGUAUUGGUUCUGCUGACCGUCGUUAA
Hyphopichia burtonii NRRL Y-1933 is the source of this 1932-nucleotide messenger RNA. It is a transcript of the gene NOG1, whose product is annotated as putative GTPase. The coding region runs from base 1 to 1932 and encodes 643 amino acids. Gene Ontology annotation, cellular component: nucleolus. NCBI's taxonomy places the organism in Eukaryota, Fungi, Ascomycota, Pichiomycetes, Serinales, Debaryomycetaceae. The record is from RefSeq and is a predicted model, not a curated record. Gene Ontology annotation, biological process: ribosomal large subunit biogenesis. Gene Ontology annotation, molecular function: RNA binding; GTPase activity; GTP binding. The transcript has a single exon.